Molecule: messenger RNA, 1740 nt
Organism: Dufourea novaeangliae
Lineage: Eukaryota; Metazoa; Arthropoda; Insecta; Hymenoptera; Halictidae
Gene: Rsph4a
Product: radial spoke head protein 6 homolog A
Exons: 11
Coding region: 1-1740 (579 amino acids)
Biological process (GO): axoneme assembly; cilium assembly; cilium movement involved in cell motility
Cellular component (GO): axoneme; radial spoke
Source: RefSeq, a predicted model, not a curated record
AUGGCGUACAGCUAUAAUAUCGAAGAGGUGCCGCCGGACGACAUGCCUUGCGUCGAGCACGACAUACGACGCGCCAAAAAAUUCCUCCAGAAGCAUAGUCCAGAGUCGGGUGAUAGCUUAUACGAUCACUUGAUCGAAGUACUGGCGAAGAUUCUCGCGGAGAAGCCGAGAAACGCUGCCGACAUUUUCGAGGAAUACAGCAGGAAAGUGAAGGAGGAGAGGUUUAAAACGGGAACGAAUCAUCUUCGAGAUUUGCACGUUCCGCCGGCGCAAUAUGAAAACGCGAAGAAGCUCAUCAAACUGUUCAAGGAUGUUCAGCAGAUCGAUGAAGAGGAUCAGGGUGGGCUGGAGGAGGAGGAAGAGGACGAAGGAAAGAAGAAGAAACUGAACAUGCUGGACCUAUUGUUCUACUUCGAACAGACUGACGUAGGAUUGCCUCGCGGUGAAAUGGUGGUGCUUAAUUUAUCUCUACGGAAACUUUUGGUCAAUGCUCGUAUAGAGAACAUCAGGUUUUGGGGGAAGAUCUUUGGAAAUCCAAAGAAUUACUAUGUAGUAGAAGCUGAUCUUCAGGCAGAAGAGUUGGACAAGAGAUUAGAGAAAUUAACGGCCGAAGACGAGAAGAAACGUCAGGCGGAACAAGUGAAAGCGGAAGAAGUUGUGAGAGCCGCGCAAGAAGCAGCUGCCAGAGCAGAAAGAGAAGCUACGGAGGAUGCGGGGGAAGAAGAAACGGAGAAGGAGGAAAAAGAGGAAGAGGGUUUGAAGCUCGUGUUUCCACCCCUGCCCACGUCUUCGUGGAAGCCGCCGCCGGAAGUACCCCGGGAAAACAUAGGAACUGGUGUGAACACCAAGGUGUAUUUUGUAUGCAACGAGCCUGGCUUGGACAAGUGGAUCGAACUUCCACCGGUUACGCCGCAGCAGAUACUAAUCGGGCGACAGAUUGUCCGGUGUUGUACGGGAAAUUUGGAUACGCCGAUUCACACGUUCCCACCGUUUCCUGGGACCGAAAGAAAUUAUCUCCGGGCGCAAAUAGCCAGGAUUAGCGCGGCCACUUUGGUCUCGCCGAUUGGCUUUUUCACUUUCGGCGGCGAGGACGAGGAGGAGGAGCUGACCGAGGAAGCGGAAGAGGGUGGAACGUUAUCAGAGAACCCGCAUUACGAUCCUCUACCCAUUAAGGACUUAGUGGACCCUUCUAUGUCCAAUUGGUGUCAUCAUGCGCAAUAUAUUUUGAAACAGGGUCGUACAGUUUGGUGGGAUCCAGGGAAAGGAGACGAUGAAGAAGAAGGAUUCGACGAAGAAGAGGAAGAACAGCCCGGUAAGAGUCAAAAGGAAGUCGGACCACCCCUUUUGACACCCCUAUCAGAGGACGCUAUUGUCGAUAAGAUAAUACCCUGGACAGCGACACAGUCGUCCCGCGUAAUGCCAGAAUUGUCGGUGGCGUUGAUCAAAUCGAACAUUUGGCCAGGAGCAUUUGCCUUCGCCUGCGGAAGACGUUUUGCCAACGUGUACAUCGGCUGGGGCCACAAAUACAACGCGUACAACUACAGCCCGCCGUCCAUGCCACCGGUGCAGGACGAGUACAAAAUAGGCCCGGAGAUCAUGGAGAUUCAGGAUCCUACUUUCGAACAGGAGGAGGCCUAUCGGAUCGCUCAUUUACCACCUCCGCCGCCUAUUGCAAUGGGAGAAGAGGCAGAAGAAGAAGAAGUUGAAGAAGAAGAGGAGGAGGAAGACGAUGAUGAAUGA